Amoebophrya sp. A120 is the source of this 5979-nucleotide messenger RNA. The record is from the annotation of a GenBank genome assembly. Lineage: Eukaryota; Dinophyceae; Syndiniales; Amoebophryaceae.
GUGCGUAUUUGUAGCUGUAGAGACGGUUUUUGUGUCUUUGAUCACUUUGCAACGUCCGUAAACAGCUGCUUCUACUACGUACUGGGUUCGUUCUGGCACAAAGAUUUAGAUGACCAAUACUCUUCGCCCUACAAGCUUCAUUUCACCUGGAUUGAUUUUCUCUUAUCCGGCGUAGAACUUUGGUAGUAAAUAUCAGGAACAGGAGGACUUUCAUCUCUCUUUCGCACGUCAGAACAAGAAAGCGAUCCUGUCGCCUCUCCAACUAAUCCUCCCCUGCGUCUCCAAUUUUGAACUACCGUAGAAGUUCCACGCCGACCAAAAUUGAGUACACCAAUAAUAGCGGAAGGUGGUUAUCUACGGUUUUUUUGCUGGUUGUAGCAAGACCAGAUAGGUACUACUUAAAAGAAUAAGAAACUCUUGCCAAGUGACACCGUAACUUCAUUGAGCAAACCACGUAAAGACAUGGAGUCGGACCCAGUGCAUCCGUCCGUGGUCGGAACAGCGGAGAGGCCAACGGGUUUAGGAGGUAGUAUUAUUUUUUUGCAACUUUCUGUGCGUGAGUUGAAGUGUUCACAUUUGUCAACAUGCGUCGUGUUUUCUUAUUCUUAGGCUCGACAGCGAUUCAGCUUGCGUCUGAUCCACCAUGCUCACUCAAAUUUUUCAAUCGCUUUCAAAUAAAUAUCAGGUGGUGAAGGGGUCAGCCCCUCUGUUCCUGCGCGCGCCGCGGAACAAUUGGAGCAGACCGCUGGGACCGGACACGACCGCGACCAUGGGAUCGUCGCAGGUAUGUACAGUUUGUAAAUAUUCUUGCACGUCAUCAUGUGAUGCUUCAGUUGCGCCAGUAGGAAAAGGAAAUGCAUACUUUUGUGUACGCAGAGGUUGUGAUGCGUGCCGAGGUAGUGGCAAUCAAGCGACACGAUAUAUUGAUAAGAUUCGCAUUUGUAGUUCGCAUGUCCUAGUUUGUUACGCAUGCUCGUGGUUGUGUGGAAAUGGAAGAAAAAUAACCGAAAAAUCUCGAUGAGGUGGUACCGACACGGCCCACACGGGGAUAAUUUCUUCAACGACGACUACGACAAUCAGACCCCGUUUGGAUGCGAUAUGCACUGCAAAUGUGUCUGGGACGGGAAAAGCGCAUAGUAUACCAUGCUCGGUUAGCAUGGCUCUCAAGUCUGUCAUGCACGUCGCCCAAGAGCCCCAAGUUUCUGUGUUGCAGAAUGAAAUGCAGCUUGCCAUGCAGAAUAGACAACACCUAGCAACUCAGAAACUUGUCAUGCUCCGGCACUUCUGGCGUCCUCAUGAUUUGCCACUUAGCAUCACAAGCUUCCAGACCCGGACAUAUUUGCAAUGCAUAGGCCAGCGACGGGAACAGUAAACAGAUCUCCUCGGAAAUGCUGGAGCGUCUGAUUUCGCUCGGGAGAUUCAAAAAUUUAAUCCCCGUCCGGGUUAUGCAUUGCAAACAUGUCUGGGUCUGGAAGAGUCAUGCUGUUUUUGCAUGACACAGAAGUUCUGGCAUGGAAAAAUCUAGCGUCACAGGUUUUGAGAAGCUUCCGCAUUGCCGAAUUCGCAUGACAAACCCGCCACGUUGCUGGCAGAAAGCGGGCAGCUUUUGCUAUCUAUGCAUGAGAGAUUUUUCUCUGUUCUGAAAUUGGCAUCACAAGUUUGCACUCUUCCAGACCCAGACACUUUCGCAGUCCAUAGAGGUCGCUGGGAUCGGCGCCGCUGGUAUCACAUGCUCAAAUGCGCUUGAAGACAAGAAACGCGCUCGCUGUUGUACUUAAAUACACAGUUGAAUGUAGAAGUAUACAGUGCUGGCAUCAUCUCCGGGGGACGAGCUAAGUUUUGCAAUUUCCCACUUGCGCUCGAUACUUGAUUUUACAAGCUGGCCAUGCAACUCACGCGAAUUCGUGCUACUAACUACUUGCAACAUUUGAAAGUGAUACCUGCCGAGUGGCAGAAGAAACUCAAUUUGGUAUCCUGAGGAAAAACGUCCCGACGCAAGAAUUGUCAUGCAGAUUUGCACUAUACUCAUACACGAAGAGGAAAUGAAGAGGAGCAGGAAAAUUUGCAUUUCUAGGGUACUGCGCAUGUUUUAUAUCGCCAUGAGAGGCGUUUCCAAGCGUGUGUUCGGAAUCGGAUUUGUCAUGCUGUAUAACAGGACGUGGACCGGACGAGGACAAGCACAAAGAGAUGGCAUGAUUUUGAUGCGGCUGUACCUUCUAAACUGCACGAUAAAAAAGAGAUGAGCGUGUGCGUGAUGUCAUCUGUGACUUACAAUUCUUCUGAACUUGUGUUGCGAGAUCCCCAUCUUAAACUCUGUGGUGGGGACGUUUUUUCCCAACGAUAUUUGGUGGACAGCGAGGAAGCCAUGACCGACAAGUACCUGUUAUAGACUGCAAAGAUGUCUGGGUCUGGAAAGUUGUAGUGCAUGUCGGUGAGCAACAUAUUCCACUGUAAUGCGCAGUCAGACAUGACAGAUUUGCAUUUUUUUUGUGGCUCCGGUCUGUGGGGUGUAGUAGCUGUUUUGCAUGAGAAGCUGUGACUUUGCAUGACAUACGACUGGAGCUCUUCGAGGCCCCGCAAGAAGGAGCUCAAAGUCAAAGCUUUGCCAGACGAGCAUGACAAGUCUGGCAAUAUUCCAGAUCAGGACAUAUUUGCAUUUGAUGCCAUUGCAUUGGUGGAAAUCAUGUGGUGUUCCACGUCCGUUACGUCGAACCAGAUGCGUCGCCAGAAAUGGCGGCGUGUCAUUAUUCGGUGAGGAGAUUCGGCAAGGCGGAAGACUACAAAUUUCGCGACGUCUAUCGCAAGAAAAAAACUGCUUCGCUGCAAAUUCGGAUAUGCAGAAAAUGCAUUGCUUUGCAGAAGUGUCUGUCUUGCUAUACAUGCAAGGUAAGUUAUUCCUGGCCGUGUUUUCCCGUAGGCAGGAGCCACGCACGGCAAGUUUUCUUCAAGCAAAAUGUCUGUACAAACUUGUCAUGCAAAAUUUGCAAAAUCCUUAGUUACAGUGCAACACUUUUUUCGUACGAUAAUGUCGGCUGCAACGUCACCGAGGUCCACAUCGCAGUGGUGCCGGCCAGUAUCUCGCCAGAGGAAGCCUCCAAUUCGACCACCGGAGCACCGACAGAUGUAGGCGACCUCCGCAACCCCAAUGCCGAUGCCACCGCAAUCACGUGGAAGUUAACGGACAACGUGAAGUCCAAGACUUUGGAAACUCUUAUGCUGAGUAAAAACGUCUCCACCCCAGGGCUGUCAUGCGAAUCUGCAUGGUCAGAGCAUCUGUCACGCGGCUUGUCCGCAUGACGGGCAUUUUGUGAUCGUGAUUGGUAAUUUGUCAUGCGCGAAUUAUGAUAGUUAGAUAAGACUGAGAGAAUGCAUUUGUGAUGCGUCCAGGCUAGUACCUAGGCAGGACUAUCAUGCUAUGUUUCCAAACUUGUCACGCGCAGGCACCACAACUUGUCAUCCGCAAGCGCCAAAACCAAUGACAGGCUUUCCAACUUGAACUAUGGGGUGGGGGCGUUUUUCCUCAGGAUAACUGUUGGGCGUGCGUUGGGCGUGGAAAUCCCCGCGUCGGUUUUCGUUCGGAUUGCAGACCCGACCGUGAUUUCGCAGACAACGGUGCUCGGAUUGCAGACCCGGCUGCCAGGUACUUCCACAGCGACAACAAGCCGGCGAUCGUCCUACAAUGGUGCUCGCCGCAACAGUGACUCCGAGGGGGAACUGCAAGACGAGGAGAGCGGCAGGCCGGCAAGUGGUCGCAGUCCCGACGAAAAGAGCGACACAGCGGGCGCUGAUCAGUUGUGCGGAUGUUCUCCGCAGACAACAAAAAAAAUCGUCGAUCUCGUUACGAGAACGGCAACUACGGUGGCACAGACGGUGGCGGCCGAGACGGCAACUACGGUGGCACAGACGGUGGCGGCCGAGACGGCGACUACGGUGUCGCAGACGGUGGCGGCCGAGACGGCGACCACGGUUGCAACCACGGUGGCGGAAAAAGUCACACGCGAGGAGCUGGCGAAGCAGAUCCCGAUCUUCCUCCGAGACUACGUGCGCCCGGAGAUUCACGAAGAAGUAAGAAAGGAGAUGGAGAAGCUGCAGCCCAACAUGGAGCAGAUUGGGCAAAUCCUGGAGCAGAAGUGGGCGCAGUUUCGGGAGGAGAUAGGAGAAACGUGGAAGACAAUGUCGGCGGAAGAGUACAAAAUGCAUCUUGCGACAGUCGCGGAGGAGCGUGCGGAGGAGCGCGAGCAGACCGAGCGCGACGCCGAAGCCAUCAAGAGAAGGCUGGCAAAACUCGAGGCAGACGAGGCCGAUCGCGAGCGCCGGCAGAAGCAAAACGACAGGACAGUGCGGGACAGCGAAAGGAAUGUCUCCGUGGUGAAGCACGAGUUGUUCCGACAAGACAAGCAGCUUGGCGCGCUUGAUUUGCGGCAGACGGUCUCGGAGCAGGAAACCAACGAGCGGCUCCGGGACGUGAACUACCAGCGACAGAAGGACCGGAGAGUGCAGGAGGGUAUCAACGCGUUGCUCUCCGCCCGACAGACCACAACUGAGCGAACCGUUCAAGAGCAGGGCAUCCAAAUCGAACACAACCGCACUGAAGUCCUCGAAGAGCAGAAGAACGCGCGGUACGUGAAUAACCAGCGGCGCGAGCGGCUGCAGGCAGAAAUGAACUCGAACCAAGAGAAGCUGAAGCAACAAUUGUCAACCACAAAUUGGGAAACCGAAAACAAAAUCUUGGCCGUGAAGGAGAGCAUCCGCGCCACCAACGAGAACGUGGCGAAGGACAAGGCGGAGCGGGAAGUGCAGAGCAACCUUAUCGCGGCAAACCACACCCGCGUGCUGGAAAGCACCGAACAACUACGGAACGAGAACACGACACUCGCGGGUACGGUGCAACAACUUUCCGGGAAGGUGGAGGAAAUGUCUGUCAGACUCGACAAGCUGGACGAGGCGCCAAUAAAACACAGUGAGAUGAACGACAGUGCGCUGGCGAAGUACCAGCAGCUGUGCGACAGCCGGCUGAACUCGCUGGAACAGGUGGUCGGCCAACUCCGGUGGCAGAAGGACGGAUUUCGGCUCGUCAACCAGAUCAUCAUACCGCUGCGCACCAUGGCGCGCCAGAGAUCCUACCACCGGGGGGAGGAAACGGACGAAGCCGCCAGACGGUCCGCGUUUCUUCUGUCAGAGAAAAUGAACGCCUUCGACGACCUGCUGUACGCCGCGGCGAUGAGUCCGACAGAGCAGUACACCCAGGAGGUGCACGAGAACCUGCAAAAGGAGUUCUGGAAUCUGAUGCGGGAAUGCAACCACGGCUUGAAAAUGGAAACCACCGAUGCCGGUAUCAAGCUGAAGAGCAUGCGACUCGCCUUCCCCGAGCUCCUGAAGAUGUAUUCGCAGCGGCUUUCGCCGGAAGCAAAGCCGGUCGACGAAAAUGGACAAGCGGCAUUGCGGACGGAGGCGGCGAUGAAGCAGAAGACGAAGACCAUGGACGCGGAGCCAGAUGAUACCGUCAGUAGUAGUACGACCGGGAAACAGGACCACAACGUCAAAAAUCUGGAUGGCCCGACGAAAAGGGAAAACGAAGUAAAUGACACCGGGGCGACAGUAGCGAGCGAUUGCGCUAGCACGACGACGAUUUUUUCUUCGAUGAAGGGCACGAGUACUAUGAAUUGCAAAAGGAUCGUAUGCGACUAGAGCAACUUGUGUUGCAACAAAUUAAUAAGUGGAACGAUUUGAUGUGCAGUAUAGAAACAACUUGUGACAGCUUAGAUGAAAGUCGAAAUUUGGGCAUGCGUGACCUUUAAAGUGAUGACGGACCAUUUUAGAUGGUGGUGCAUUUCUUAAAUCCAUGUGUGAUUUCGGUAUUCUGUGCCCGUGGACGAGAGGCACAAGCAGCAUACGAUGUUUUUGCGCACCAUAUUUAGCAGCAAGAGUGGUGGCGGUGGAGGUGAUGCGGCACCCGAUUCGGACGAGGCGCAACACUGA